GGCUCCGCGAUAGCUGAUUUUGGAGGGAACUGUGAGAAACAAUUGGACGCCAUUAAACAGAAGAGCAGUGUAGGGAAGCCAUUAAUGUCGGGAAGCCCUUCUGCUGUAAAAAGGUCCCAAUCUUGCAGCGCAAAGGGGAUAAGGUUGCAAGAACCUCUGUCUACCAAGCAAACAUGGCUACCGCCAUUGCAAGCGUCAAACGCCUCUCAGAAUCUCCUAAUCUGAGCUCCAUUCCCUCCAGCUACAUCCACGAAUUCGAUCCUACGGACAUAGCUGCGGCAGACCCCGACUUGUCGAUCCCCACCGUCGAUCUUUCUCUUCUAGCAUCCGACGAUCCUGAUCAGAAGUCGAACGCUGUCCAAGAACUCGACAGGGCCUGUCAGGAAUGGGGCUUCUUCAUGGUAAUAAAUCACGGAGUACCGGAACCGCUUAUAAAGGCCAUGAUCGACGCCGCCGAUGAAUUUUUCAAUCUGCCGGAGGAGGAGAAGCCAGAAUUCGAGCCUGAAAACGUUCUGACUCCCAUACGAUACGGAACAAGCUUCAAUACGGCGAAAGAAGACGUCUUCUGCUGGAGGGAUUUUGUAAAGAUUUUCGUGCAUCCUGAAUUCCAUUGUCCGGAAAAGCCCGAAUCUUUAAGAGACAUACUACCCGAAUACAGUGUAAGAAUCCGAGACGUGGUGAAGAAGCUGUUGAGCGGAAUAUCAGUCGCCUUGGGACUUAAACACGGAGAAAUGGACAAGGCCUUAGGCUUGGAAUCGUGUCUACAGAUAUUCGUCGCGAAUCUUUACCCUCCUUGUCCGAAUCCAGACAUGGCUCUAGGCCUGACGCCGCAUUCGGACCACGGCCUGCUGACAUUGCUGGUGCAGAACGACGUCGGAGGGCUGCAAAUACAGCAUAAGGGCAAAUGGAUCGACGUAAAUCCUCAUCCCAAUUCGAUUUUGGUCAACACUUGUGAUCAGCUUGAGGUCUUUAGCAACGGGCGAUACAAGAGCGUGCUGCACAGGGCGGUAGUUAACAACAAGAAGACGAGGAUUUCGAUCGCGGUGGCCAAUGGACCGUCGAUGGAAGCGGAGGUUAGCCCUGCGAUAACGAUGACAACGCCGGGAUACGCUGCAAUGAAGUACAAGAAUUACCUGUCCGCGCAGCAGGGCAAUCGGCUGAAUGGGAAGUCGAUGUUGCAAGAAUUGGUUCGAAUCCGAGAUUGUUAGAUUGAUUGAGAGAGUGACGGCUACGGAUUCCUAUUAAAGAUCCAUUUUUUGCCGUUGUGUAUAAGCUCAUUGUCUGCCUGACUAUGGCAAAUUUGACAGCUUCUCUUUCUCUGCAGUUCUGUCUGUUUCUGCAGAUUGAAGUAUUAUUAACUUGCACGGCUGCAACUUCUUUAUA
Molecule: messenger RNA, 1383 nt
Organism: Andrographis paniculata
Lineage: Eukaryota; Viridiplantae; Streptophyta; Magnoliopsida; Lamiales; Acanthaceae
Product: 2-oxoglutarate-dependent dioxygenase 19-like
Exons: 5
Coding region: 174-1208 (344 amino acids)
Source: RefSeq, a predicted model, not a curated record